Molecule: messenger RNA, 1029 nt
Organism: Elaeis guineensis (African oil palm)
Lineage: Eukaryota; Viridiplantae; Streptophyta; Magnoliopsida; Arecales; Arecaceae
Product: 2-phytyl-1,4-beta-naphthoquinone methyltransferase, chloroplastic
Biological process (GO): phylloquinone biosynthetic process
Molecular function (GO): 2-phytyl-1,4-naphthoquinone methyltransferase activity
Source: RefSeq, a predicted model, not a curated record
CUGCUGCUUUCUUCGGGUGGUGUUAUCGGUGCGGGUCCGUGACAAACGCCAUCCGCUUCCAUCACCAUGGCUUCCGCCACUCCACCUCCCACCUCCUCCUCUUUGUGGCGCUCUCGAGUUCCGUGCUCCGCCGAACGCCAGGGUCUGUUUAGCCGCAUCGCUCCCGUCUACGACAAGCUGAACGAUGUGCUGAGCCUGGGCCAGCAUCUGAUCUGGAAGAGAAUGUCCGUCUCUUGGGCCGGAGCGAAAAGGAGGGAUCGAGUUCUGGAUUUGUGCUGUGGAAGCGGUGAUCUGGCGUUUCUCCUGUCCCAGAAAGUCGGACCUGAUGGCCAGGUGUGCGCUCUUGAUUUCUCAAAAGAUCAAUUGUUGAUUGCUACAGCUCGUCAAGAUUUAUACUGGAAGGCUUGCUACAAGAACAUUAAAUGGAUUGAGGGUGAUGCCCUUGAUUUACCAUUCGCAGAUAGCUGCUUUGAUGCCAUGACAGUUGGAUAUGGAUUACGUAAUCUGCUUGACAAACAGAGAGCUAUGAAGGAGAUAUUUCGUGUUCUAAAGCCAGGCUCAAGAGUGUCCAUAUUAGAUUUUAACAAGAGCACCUCAUCUCUGAUAACACAGUCUCAGGAAUGGAUGAUUGACAAUGUGGUUGUUCCUGUUGCAAGUAAUUACAGGCUCUCGAAAGAGUACAGAUACUUGAAAGCCUCCAUUGCUGAAUAUUUAACAGGAAAAGAGUUGGAGAAGCUUGCCAAAGAAGUGGGAUUUUCCGAUGCCAAGCAUUAUGAAAUUGCUGGAGGCCUCAUGGGGAAUUUGGUGGCAACUAGAUAGUGGACAAGUACUUCAGUGUAAUUUCUAUUUUAGCUAUCUAAUUUCGGAAUGCUGAUUUUUAAAGAGCAUAGGUUUGUAAAUAGUGAGUCAUGUAGAACAGUUUCAACUACAUGGUCGGCUGUGCAUGGACCUAAUCUGCUUCUGACUGCAGUGCAUAAAUAUCUUAGUUCAUUGAAUGGAGAAUACUGAAAUGUGAGUGGUGUUUGAUCA